Molecule: messenger RNA, 613 nt
Organism: Zymoseptoria tritici IPO323
Lineage: Eukaryota; Fungi; Ascomycota; Dothideomycetes; Mycosphaerellales; Mycosphaerellaceae
Exons: 2
Source: RefSeq, a predicted model, not a curated record
CUCCUGAUCCAACGCUACCUUGACAGACUCGUGCAUUCACAAGCUCAUUCCUUCAGUGCACUACAUCCCACGCGACGAUGGCCUCAGUGGUCGGACUGACGGUAUGGGUCGAGUUGAAGCAUCCUCCUCAGACGAUCGUCUACGGCGUGGUCAAGGCCUUAGUCCCCAACUCGCAUCUCACUCUCGGCAAUGUCUUCUUCCCCAACACGAACACCCGCUGGGAGCACUGGGACGUCCAGGUCACUGCCAUUGAGAACCUUGAAGUCGUCCCACCCAGCGACGUUCCCGCUCCUCCUCCUCCACCAGCGUCGAACUUCCAGCAGCAGUCCCACCCUGCAGCGAAUCAGCAAUCGAACUACAAUCCACAGCAAGACCGCUCUCACCAAGCACCUCAUCAACCUUCCAACCCUUUCCCGCAGCAGCAGCAACCGAUUCAUGCGCCAAUCCCGCAACGAAUAGCUGUCGAGCUGCCCGCGAUCCACCACGCUGAAAGACUGCGAGACGUUCCGCCGCCAGCGCCUACACCGCCCAGACAGCCCUCCGCUUUCGUAGACCCAGCAAUCCUCAGCUAUGGCAACGCCUCGCCGACACGACGUAAGAGCACGCCGCGUGC